GGUGCCGUUUUCUUUCUCUCUGAUUCAGAAACUUGGUUUUUUUUCUGACUAGGGCUUUCAACCUCUAUUUAUUAUACUGAAAUCAAUGCUCUCUUCUCUGUUUUAUCACUCCACUGCCUUCUGUUUCCUUUUACACUCUUAUUCAUCUCUUCUUUGAAUUGUCGCUUCUUAAUGUCUGUUGGCUUUUUGAGCCCUUCAUUUUUAUGUUUUUUGUUUUUUUCUUUUAAGUUUUUAAACUUCCCUUCCUUGCUUGGGAAAUGGUAGCUUCAUAAAUAUUGUCUUCUUUGCUACCAUCUUCUUUGCCCUUCUUGUGCUCUUUAAUUUUACUUCUCCCUUUUGAAGUUUUUAUUCCAUUUCAACCUCUGUGACUUGGGAGAUUUCAAGUAAUUUCUUGAAUUGGGAGAGUUUAUAUAAGUUUGAACUGCUGUGUUCUUGUUUAUGUUGUUUCUCUUGUUAUGUACUUCAUUGUGAAAAGUUCAUUGAUUCUGCUGGGAGUUGAGUAGCUUUUGAAGAUUGUGGUUAAUAGCAACUGCAAAAGUUUGGUAUCUUAUACAUGCUUCUUCUUGGUAUCUUAGUCAACAGAUUAUGGAUAUUGGCGACAGAGAUAAAUUUAGACUAGAAAGUAGCAUAGAGGGUACUGUUAACUGUUCGAAUAGCAUGUCAUCGGAUUGGCAAUUUGGCGAGACGACUCUCACGAGUAUGCCGACUGGUUUGGUUUUGCCAGGAAAUGUGGAUGUAGUUAGGAAUCAGGAUAUGGUUGGUUGUUCUUCUUCCACUGCUUCUGUGGUAGAGUCGUUUAGCUCCACUAUCUGGGAACAAUCAGCUCAUUCUCAAAACUUGGGAAUUAGCAACAUUCAAGGCCAUAACAACUCCAAUACUUCAAAUAUAAUAGGAAUUAGUAAGGCCAGCGGCUGUCCAGUUUCUUCAAGCAGUGACAUUGAUAGAACACUUGACAUCAGCUGGAACCUAUCCCACAAUAUUUUAAAAGGGGGUGUUUACCUACCUAAUAUUCCGGGCAUGCUCCCGCCGAGUUUGUCUCAACUUCCAGCUGAUUCUUCAUUCAUUGAGCGUGCAGCCAGGCUUUCCUGCUUUAGUGGAGGGAAUUUCGGUGAUAUUGUUGGACAUUUCAACAUUCCUGACCCUGUGGGUGUUUUUUCCAGAGGUAUGGGAGUAAUACCUGACAGAUGGGAUGAGAUUCCACGAAACGGGUUAGGUUUGGCAUCUGUGACGGGAGGACAAUCUCAAAGAAACGUGAUUAACAGUGAAACUUCAAAGCCUGUUUGUUUGACUAAUGAACAUGGAGCUACUGAAACGGAUUCACCUAAAAAUGGAAGCCCUUUGAAAUUGGAUGAUCGUGGUAAACUUGCUGUUGAUGGUUCUGCUAAUGAAUCUGAUGAAGCUGAGUGUAGCGGUGGUGAUGGUUUGGGUGAGCCAUGCACGUUAGAGGCCACGGGUAAGGAACUUUCUGCCAAGGGUCUCGGCACGAGGAAAAGGAAAAGAAGUGGACAGACUGAACUUGAUCAAGCCAGUGGACCUCUUCAACAAACUACUGUUUCACCAAAGGAUGAUGCUGAAACUCACCGAAAAAGAGAUCAAAAUCCGAAUUCAACUGCAAACAAGGGUACAGGAAAACAUGGUAAACAGGCAUCUCAACCUUCUGAUCCUCCAAAGGAAGAGUAUAUUCAUGUUAGAGCUCGAAGGGGCCAGGCAACAAACAGCCAUAGUCUUGCAGAGAGGGUAAGGAGGGAGAAGAUCAGUGAGAGGAUGAAGUUUCUUCAAGAACUAGUCCCUGGUUGCAGCAAGGUUACUGGAAAGGCAGUGAUGCUUGAUGAAAUCAUCAACUAUGUCCAAUCACUGCAACGACAAGUCGAGUUUUUGUCAAUGAAACUUGCUACCGUAAAUCCAAGGUUGGAUAUAAACAUCGAUGGAGUUGUAACCAAAGAUAUUCUUCAAUCACGAGUUGGUCCAUUGUCGACAUUGGGAUUUUCUUCGCAUAUGCCCGUUGCUUGUCCUCCACCUAAUAUUUCUCAUCAUGAACUUAUCCCAAGCAAUUUUCCUGCCAUAGGGAGCUCUGAGAUGUUAAGAAGCACAAUGAAUUCUCAUAUGACUCAGAGGUCUGGUGGAUUUAAGAAUCCUUCUCAGAUAAAGAAUGUGUGGGAUGGUGAACUCCAAAACAUUGUGCAGAUGAGCUUUGGGAUGCCCACUCCCCCAAAUUGUUAGAAGUUGAAGGAUCUGAUUCAUCAGGCAGAACAAAAAUUGAACAUUGAAAUUCUUCUUGAUUGCCAAGAACCAUUUCUGCUUCUUCGUGUACAGGUGCAUUUGUGUUAGUUUUAGUACGAGAUUCAUCGCCGCGAACUAUUUCUUCUUCGUGGUAAAAUGUGAAAGAAAUUGUGAGAUUUAGUUGUCCAAUGUGAUAUAAGAAAUACCAUUACUGUAUUUGGAGCUGCGCUACUCUAGCGGGUAACUGAAUCGGAGCUGCAGAUACUAAUCGAGGCAGAAAAUUGCCCUGUGACAAUCACCCAAAACUCAAUGACCCGGUAGAGUAACUAGUUUCCAAUCUCAUUAGUUCAUAUUAUAGGGGAGUCCUUGCCUUAGUCUUUGUAUAGAGGGGUCAGAGGAUUCGAUAUCUAAAAACCAAGGAACAGCUUGAACUUAUUGUGUUUUCUUGUUAAGAAAAUGAGAAAACAAAUGAUAAUGUGUGAUUUCACUUCCUGAAAUGGAUUGGCUGCACUUUUAAAAA
Molecule: messenger RNA, 2740 nt
Organism: Cucumis melo (muskmelon)
Lineage: Eukaryota; Viridiplantae; Streptophyta; Magnoliopsida; Cucurbitales; Cucurbitaceae
Product: transcription factor bHLH49
Exons: 8
Coding region: 586-2220 (544 amino acids)
Biological process (GO): regulation of DNA-templated transcription
Cellular component (GO): nucleus
Molecular function (GO): DNA-binding transcription factor activity; protein dimerization activity
Source: RefSeq, a predicted model, not a curated record